This is a messenger RNA of Arachis stenosperma, 990 nucleotides long. RefSeq lists its product as uncharacterized. Gene Ontology annotation, molecular function: nucleic acid binding. Gene Ontology annotation, biological process: DNA integration. The coding region runs from base 1 to 990 and encodes 329 amino acids. The record is from RefSeq and is a predicted model, not a curated record. Lineage: Eukaryota; Viridiplantae; Streptophyta; Magnoliopsida; Fabales; Fabaceae. The transcript has 3 exons.
AUGGGUCCAUUUCCAAACUCUAAUGGUUACCUUUAUAUACUGUUAGCUGCAGAUUAUGUUUCUAAAUGGGUGGAAACAAUUCCUACCCAUAUUGAUGAUGAUAACAGAGUUGUUUCCAUUUUUAGAAACCAUAUUAUCUGUCGCUUUGGAUCACCACGAGCAAUCGUGAGGGAUCAAGGCACUCAGUUUUGUAACAGGAGACUCACAGCAUUACUGAAGAAGCAUGGGAUUCUUCACAAAGUAGCAACAGCUUAUCAUCCCCAGACCAAUGGGCAAGCAGAAGUGUCUAACAGAGAGAUUAAACGCAUUUUGGAGAAGAUAGUAAAGCCUCAUAGGAAGGACUGGAGUGAUAGGUUAAAAGAUGUGCUCUUGGCAUAUCGAAUAGCGUACAAGACACCCAUUGGGAUAAUCCCCUUCCGCUUAGUGUACGGUAAGGCUUGCCACCUUCCAGUAGAAGUGGAACACAAGGCCUUCUGGGCUGUAAAGGAAUGCAACAUGAAUUAUAAGGAAGCUGGUACUGAAAGGAAGCUGCAACUAGCAGAAUUAGAGAACCUUCGCCUAGAAGCAUAUGACAACUCCAGACUGAGGCUUAUGCCAGGCAAACUGAGAUCAAGAUGGGAAGGCCUCUACAGAGUAGAGAAGGCAGAGCCAUACAGAGUUUUUCACCUGCAUCAUCCUUCUAGCUCCAAAUUCAUUAUGGUCAAUAGACACCGCCUAAAGCUUUAUCAUGGUGAGAAGAUGAAGGAUCACAAAGAGCUAGAGGGUUACCUGCAUGUUCACUUUUAUGCUUUCGAUGAAAAAGAGAAAUCCUUUCCCACAAAGGACGCUGCGCGGUUCACCAACCGCUACUGUGAGCAGAUGUUCCCCAUACUGGCUGGGCAGAACUAUAACAAUGAAUACCUACUGAUCCUCCCGACCCACAUCAUCAAAUUUGUUGAACCCCGCAUCAAGCGAAGACAAUGGGAAUUCUUACGAAGACAGCCAUGGUAG